This is a messenger RNA of Raphanus sativus (radish), 951 nucleotides long. RefSeq lists its product as uncharacterized. The coding region runs from base 1 to 951 and encodes 316 amino acids. The record is from RefSeq and is a predicted model, not a curated record. Lineage: Eukaryota; Viridiplantae; Streptophyta; Magnoliopsida; Brassicales; Brassicaceae. Gene Ontology annotation, molecular function: nucleic acid binding; zinc ion binding. The transcript has a single exon.
AUGGUGGCGUUCACAACUUUGGAUUCUAGGUCUGAGACAAAAUCUGCGACGGGAUCUGCUACGGGAUCUGCAACAGCGUCUGUGUCAGGAGGUUCAUGUAGAAGUGAUGAUGAUACUGUAGGUGAUGACGAUGAUGGAGACUUUGAUCUUGGUAGGAAUUAUGAGAUGCUGUAUGAGAAUUGGCUCAAGCAAGUUGAGGCGAAUUCAGAGUUUGCUAAGGAGAAGGUCAAGCUAGAAGCUCAAGUUGCUGAAGCACUUAAGUAUGCCUCAGAGAAAGAAGAAGAAGCACGACUGGCUGGUGCUCAACUUGCAGAAACUCAGAAGGGUUUGAAGAUGCUGAAUGGUGGAACGAAGCAGCUAGAUCAUCUCCUUAGUAUUGGAAAGAGUGAUCGAUGUGGCCUUGGAUAUCAAGGAGAAUGUUCUACAGCUGAAGGUGUUUUUGUGUCAGCAGGGAAAACUGAGGUUUUAUCUACGUCUGCUAUGAAGCCAGAGGUUAAGGUGUCUGCUGGGAAUGCAACAAAGGGAAAGACUGCAGUGAAGGCAGUAACUGAUGUGAGGAAUGCGAGUGCUACGCGUACUGCUACAGCAACUGCUACGGCGACUGCUCCAGAGAGAGUUUCUGAAUUGAAGAGUGCAGCUCAACGAAAGUGGCGGCCUGUUUGUCAUCACUGUGGUGUGGUUGGGCACAUUAGGCCAAGGUGUUUUAAGUUGCCGAGGGAGAAGAAUCAGAUGAAGCAAGCUUAUGGUACUUAUGGUAUGAAGUGUCAUGGUCCAAUAUGUUAUUCUUGUGGAGUUCAAGGGCAUAUUCGACGUGAGUGUUUCAAGUCUAUUCAAGGAGCUAAUCAUGGAGGAUUUGGGCUCAGGAAUACAUGGUCUAGGAGAUAUGAUCAGUAUGGAGAUGGUGGAAUGGGAUUUCCUCCUUACUUUGGAGGAUAUAGAUCUUCAUAUUAG